AUGUGCUCACCCACUUAUGUGGGAAAAGUAGGACAAAUUGCAACUUUUUUCUCAGCAGCUAACAUAAUACUCUCCAUCACAGCAUUUCUUGGGAAUUUCCUGAUACUCGUUGCCCUAAACAAGGAAUCUUCCCAGCAUUCAUCGUCCCAACUCUUGUAUCGUUGUCUAGCAGCAUCCGAUCUGUUGGUUGGUCUUGUUAGCCAGCCUCUCUAUGCUGCCUAUUGGUUGUCCUUGGUUCACGAGAAGUGGAAUCUUUGUCGAUUCGUAACUGAUGCAAUCUUUAUAACACGCUUUACAUCAUGUGGGGUUUCUAUGUUGACAAUGGCGGCCAUAAGCGUGGAUAGACUUCUCGCCCUGUCGUUGGGGCUGAGAUACAGACAAAUUGUAAGGCCAAAACGCAUGUAUAUCAUUACAGCUAUCUUUUGGAUAGCAUCCAUUCUUGCUUCAUCAUUUUAUAAUUCUCAAAUACCUCUUUUGUAUAAUAAAAUAGUUAUCUUGUCAUUCUCAGUGAUCUCUUUCACUUCAUACACUAAGAUUUUGCGCACUCUCAGUCGUAAUCAGGCUCGAGUACAAGAUAAUUUUCAGGAACAGCCCAGCCAAGCAACUGCACUGAACAUGGCAAGAUACAGGAAGGCUGUGAGCAGUGCACUGUGAGUGCAGUUAGCAUUAGUUGUUUGUUAUGCACCAAGUUUAACACUGUCAACACUUGUGAUCAUCUGGAGGACUUAUUCAUUACAUUUACUCAUCACUUCUGGAAUAACGACUCUUUUAGUGUAUUUAAAGUCCACCUUAAACCCGUUCCUUUACUGCUGGAAGGUUGGCGAAGUGAGACAAGCAGUGAAACAGACAAUCAGACAAGUCUUUUGCUGUCCAUGGAGUUA
Molecule: messenger RNA, 881 nt
Organism: Pocillopora meandrina
Lineage: Eukaryota; Metazoa; Cnidaria; Anthozoa; Scleractinia; Pocilloporidae
Source: the annotation of a GenBank genome assembly